AUGUCAAUAUCCGACUGGUUGGAUCCCUGGCCCUGGCUGUGGGUCGAGAUUCCGCGGCGGGUUUCAAUCCAGAGCAAGCGGGUAGCCGUUUUGUACUUGCUUCUGGUGCUGGCCACGCUUGCGUACGUGAUCUUUGACUUCAUCUCGACAGAAGCAUGGCAUGGGAAGCUCCGCAUCUCAAGCGGCUCCUUAACUACAUGGCGUGAUGCUCCGAAGGUGAGCGACGCCACCAUUCCAAAUCACUGCUUGAAUCCUCAGCAGUAUGACACAAUAUUCGACGAGUCUUGGCACUACAAACCGAGGUCCUGCAGGCAGCUUGUUGGCAGUGCGGCCUUCCGAAAGCAAGGCGCUUGGCUUCAUAUCCCAUCCUACUUGGAAGAAACGUACAUGUGGAGCCACAGCAAUUGCACGGAGCAAGAAAGGCUCGCGUGCCUAGACAUGCCACGGCCGCCAGAUGUCUCAGCUGAUGUAGUGAUUUCUUGGGAGGAGGUGCAAGACAAUACUUGCACGUGCAAGAUGAAAGACAGCUACUUUGCAAGGCAUCCGGAGGACGAAGUUCUUGUGUUCACUCACAGUUACUUCGUCCCAACCCUAGACGGGAGCAGUACUCUGCCAUUGUUUGGCCUACCAGACUGGGGAACAGUCCAGACAAUUCUUCUAGCCGUCGAUGGCUCACGCUGCGAAGUUGGUGGGCAGUCCUCCUGGAGCGAAGAGCAGGCCGCCAUCGGCAUCGGUGCCCCACUCCGAGACUGGAUGCGAUGCGCAGGGGUCGACUUGGACACGAACCCCCUAGAACUGACCAGCCAGAAUGGAAGCCCAAACUUGGCUGGGCACCUACGGACCAUGGGUUUCAUCCUGGACUUUCGGUUAAACUACUUGAGCCGAGGGGCCCACAGCGAAGUUCACCAAGGAGUGGUUUGCUAUGUGAGUGUCAAGGCACAUGCAGCAUGGAAUUCCAAUGUGGAAGUACAGAAAGUCAUGCUUCCUGCAAGCAGUAUCACAGCGGAGCAUCAGGUUUACAUGUAUGGAGUGACUCCCCGUUUCACGAUCGAGGGUGAUUUCCGCUUCUUUUCCCAUACGCCGGUCAUGACCUGGGUCAUCUCAGCCACUGUUCUCUUCGGAUUGCCGGCGCUGCUCCUGCGCUACCUUGUGGAGUUCUUGCUCGGGGUGCCUUCCCAGAUCUAUCGAAGGGAAACUUGCAGACCGUUCGACAUUUAUGACCAUCUGCGCAAGACACAGGCGCGCAUGCUCAGCUCUCAUGCCGCAUACAGCGUGUUGUCAAGCAACGGUUCGCUGGACAAGGACAGCCUGGACGGAUAUCUAAAGGUACUCUACGAUGCACAGAUUCGUGAUGGAACUUUGCAGCCGAAAGAGAUGGAGCGUCUAUGGCGAGCUACUAUUGCAGGUUUCGAUAUCGACAAGUCGGACAAAAUUUCUUUGGCAGAAUUCGUCGCGGCGGCAGCGAUGAUUGAUGAUUUGCACUUGGACGACAUCGUUCAUUUCCUCGAUUCAGAUCGCAAGGUGCCCUGUCUUGAGCGCUUGCUGGACAGCACUCGGCAUCAGCUGCGAGUCAAGAAUCAGCAAGUGCUUCCUGGCUCUGACGAGGAGCAGGCGGAGGCAUGCCAACGUUCGACAUCAGACAAGCCCCGCAGUAUUUCGUGA
Molecule: messenger RNA, 1662 nt
Organism: Symbiodinium natans
Lineage: Eukaryota; Dinophyceae; Suessiales; Symbiodiniaceae
Source: the annotation of a GenBank genome assembly